Coregonus sp. 'balchen' is the source of this 3152-nucleotide messenger RNA. The record is from the annotation of a GenBank genome assembly. Lineage: Eukaryota; Metazoa; Chordata; Actinopteri; Salmoniformes; Salmonidae.
AUGGACUCAUCUUUCGCUUUGGGAAGACUGGAAAUCAAUAGUCCCAUGGUGAACAUGGGGACUCGCCUCUCCGGCUCAGUGAAGGAGAAGAACGCUCAGGGAGGAUCGCAGGCGGCGCACCUGAACGGAUGUGUGCCGCUCUCCCAUCAGGUGGCCGGUCAUAAGUAUGGCGUUGAUAAAGUAGGUCAGUGACUGAACUUAUCAAAUAUGUUCUCCUUUCGCCACGGUGCAUGUUGUUUAUCCACUACUGAGUGACUUUUAAUUGUGUAAUCUUGGUCUGCAUGGUAGAAUAGCUCUCUUUUUGUUCAAUGACAAUACCUCAAAAGCUGACAGAAGUAGGCUAAACUGUUUUCCCAGGAUUCUUUAUCACCAGGACAACACUAUGGAGCAAGCAAGCAAGCCACUGUGAUAGGUUUCAUAAUGUCAGUCAAUAACAGAAUAGAGCACCUGCUUGUAACCUUUUGUGUACUUUAGUUGAAUCCUGUAUUAUCGGCUCUCCUAUUGUAAUCAAGCAACUGAAAUCCCGUUUGGCUUCUAUCACCACUAUCACUCUUGAUCAUCCACAUAGUUGUAGCCUACAAACUCACCAAGCAACUUGCCAGUGGCUAUAGCCUAAAUCAUGAAAUAGGCUUACAAAUACAAUGUCUGAAGUAAGACUCUCUUAGCUGAAACUGAACUGUCAAGAGUAAGAAGAACCAAUGUAUUAUUUCUGUCCUUGGAGACAGUGACAGAGCGCCAGUGUCAGUAAGAUGUAAUCCUUGUUGUCUCUCUGCUAAGAGCCUUUCAGUUGAAUCCUACCCUCAGCCAGGGCAUGGGUGUCAGACUCGUAUUUAGGUCAAGACUCUUGACACACGCUUAACCUCAGAGUUGAUUAAACGCUGACGCUUGGAGUGUUCAUUUCCUACCGGUGGGAAGGUCAGGCCAGGGUAAAUUCUUUGUCAUAGACAGUUAUAUCUAGCUGUAAUGCCCAAUCCCACAACCAGCCAGUCCAUAUUCUAAUCAGGGUGCUUUCUUCUCAGUUUUCACUUUCACCAUUUCAGCUGAUUUCAGUUGUAAGAUUCAAGCUGUGCCUGAGGUAGUAACAUUUAGUUGAGUGACGUGCGGUCCAUUCUUUUUCACUCCUCUCGAUCUAAUAUUGGAGCAAAGUCUCACACAGUGAGUGUAAAGUGUCAUACUUUAUAUGUUACUGGUGCCCCGGUGUCUUUGAUAAGGUACAUCGUUUUAUGACUUGACGUUAAACACAAGUUAACCUUUGCACUUCUCAGUUGGGUAUUACUGGCAAACUGUUUGGCCCAUUCUGAAUACUUUAGAAAUGCAUCCUUCCUUUCUCUCUUGAAGUAACUACAAUUCUAAAAUGGUUGCACAAUUGUGAAAGCUAGGGCCCUCUCGGUCACAUUCUCCAAUCCAGUCAUGAUUAUUUAGCUGGAAGGAUGUAUUUUUGAAAUAUUCUGACUUUACCUUUAUGCUGCAACCAGUACUAGAUCUUUGCUAAGUGUCAGAAUGGCCCACACCUUUUGUUUCAACAGGCAUAUUGCAACAUCCUGAUGGCACAGUACUCAAACAGCUACAGCCCCCUCCACGAGGUCCUAGAGAGAUGCAGUUCUACAGCAUGGUAACCAUCCACCUUUGAUGCUAAUAUAUAUAUAUAUAUAUAUAUAUAUAUAUAUUAUUAUCUGAAAGUACAUUAAUUUUCACUUUACAGUGUGUGCUCUAUGAAAUUGCUUUUAGUUCUGCAUGAAGUCACCAAAAAGUCAUCCCUUUCAAUUCUACAAAAUGUUACUUGGGAACAAUUUCCCCAUGUCAGUUUGAACAAAGUUUAUGUUCAAGUUGACGUGUAGAUUAAAUGAGUUAACAAAAAGUGAGUGAUUAGUCCUAAACCAUUCUAUCGUUCAAUCAUCCAGAGUAGCUCUUGAGGAAGCUUAGCAGUCUACCCCCUUACAGGGGCUCUGGGGGCCUUUGUUAUGGCAAUACUGGGCACAGUAAUGUAGUCCAUAUCUCUACUAGCUCAAUGGGCAAGGUCAGCACACUCCCCACAUAUAAACCAGAGGGCUAUCUGUUUAUUUAAGGGCUUAAGAAAGGUGUUUGCCUCAGCAAUGUCCACUGCAACAACAUUUAGCCAAAGCAUUAUCAGAGAUUUCCACUGGCACCGCUUACUCUCCUAUUGUUAAAGUGGACUAAAUGUACACAAGAUGAAAUGGUUGCUUUGGAAAUACUCUCUUACAGAGGAAUCAUGUAUUACAAACCUGGCUACUUUCACCACCAUCAUUUCACUGUAGUGAAUGAUAAAAGGGAAGGAAAAUAAUGUUUGUAUUGUACUAUCGCAUUACUCCUAAUAUUUGUUCUACAUGCGACAUGUUGGUAAAACAACAUCCCAAUCAAUAAAGACACUGACAUUCCCACAUAGAGAUGGUGAGUAGUUCCCUCAAAGGAGCUGAUAUGAUUAAUCAACAAGUAUAUGUCCUAACUGUCCUUUGCUUCUGACAGGUCUACGCUGAGGACUGCUGUGACCCGUGUCUGUUGGACCUUCAGCAUCACCUCCCCAAAUACUUUGGCACCUGGUCCUCGCCUGAAUCUCCUAAUGGUAAACACCGGCCCAAAAAUAAUCCUUAAACCUACCUGGGAUAUUAUUUCAACAUGUACCAGGGCCUGUAUUCAUAAAGGAACUCAGAGGAGGAGUGCUAAUCUAGGAUCAGGUCCUCCCUGCCCAUAAAAUGUUAGUCAUUAUGAUCUAAAAGACUAAACUGAUCCUAGGCCAGCACUUCAUUCAAAAAGACUUUUGUCAUUCUGAUGGUUUCACAGCAGAGCUCUCUAGCUGUUAAAUGUAAACAAUCAAGGCAGUGUUCUAAUUUGCUACUAGAAAGAUGACACUGUAGUGGUGAAACAAAGCCUCCUCUAUCAUUUUAGUGGCCAAAUGUGUUGAUUUAUAAAAAAAUGUCUGUCUCCCACGCCAUAUUUCCACGCCCUCUGAUGACAUCACAGAGCUGUACCUGAAACUUGAGGACGUCACUCGGCGUUUCCAGAAGCCCUGUAUUAUGGACGUGAAGAUAGGCCAGAAGAGCUACGACCCCUUUGCCUCCUACGAGAAGCGGGACCAGCAGAUCAAGAAGUACCCGCUAAUGGAGGAGAUUGGCUUCCUGGUUCUCGGAAUGAGG